AUGCCAAACAUCAAGAAGUUGAAACUGGGUGAGCGUGCGGUGGUUAGGAUUCGGCAUGAAAUCCAGCUUACCAUACACGGUGAAGACGCGACCAGCCAGGAUGUGCAGAUACCCGGAUUCCCUCCACCUUCCCCUUCGACACAAACCGAAUCAGCCGCCACAGAAACGCCAUCCAUUCUCUCAGACUCGUUUUCACACACUCUCUCUUUGCCUAGCACUCCUUCGCCCAUGCCAUUAGUUCUACCGUCCGGUUCGAUACCGGACUGCGGCAGUUGCAGUAAAUUCGGCAAUAGCGGCAUCAUGCGCAUUUGCAGACCCUGCUCCGAUAUUGACACCGACGCCUUCGUCGGUGGAGAAUCUCCGGCACUCAUCACCCCGGGCGUGCUCGCAGUAGUGUUAAUAUUACUUUUCCUUGUCGCAGUCGCGCUGGUCGACUUUACCGAGUGGAUUCGUGGUAAACUCCGCUCAGGCCCCUCAGUCGCUCUUCCGGAGUCGGAGAAGUCAUACGCGCAAUUCGAAGACUGGGAGGAGGAAUACAUCCAUGAAGAUGACCAGCUUAUCCCCUGA
Molecule: messenger RNA, 567 nt
Organism: Uncinocarpus reesii 1704
Lineage: Eukaryota; Fungi; Ascomycota; Eurotiomycetes; Onygenales; Onygenaceae
Exons: 2
Coding region: 1-567 (188 amino acids)
Source: RefSeq, a predicted model, not a curated record